UACAAACCACCAAUUUCCCAAUUUCCAUUUUCAUUUCCAUUAUAAGAAAAAAGGACCCACUUGGAAUUGUCGCUGACGAGGAGUGUCUUGUGGCCACACGAGCUUUACCAUUACUAGAGCGGCAAAACCAUUGUCCUUAGCUUCUGCAUGUGAAUUCUUGCAAUGCUUUUCCUUUUCUCCACGGUAAGCAUGAAUAACAAUUGCUGGUUCUUGUAAUUAUUAUUGCAAUUCCAUUUUUUGUGAAUUCACUGUGCAAAGUUGUAUGUUAAUUAGUGUGACCCAGAUGGUGUUUUGAGUAUUUGUUUGGAGAUUCAUUGAGUACUUUGAGAGAUUUGUAUGAUACCUAUGGAUACUUUGCUCAAAACACCUAACAAGCUUGAGUUUUUGCACCCCCUUCACGGUUACUCUGAAAAAUUUAGCAAUUCAUGUUCCUCUAGGGUACAAAAUCAGGAUUUUAGGUUUGGUUCCAAGAAACCAAUUGUGAGGUGGGGUAAAUGUGGUAAUUUGAGGGCUAGUAGCAGUGCCCUUUUGGAGCUUGUUCCUGAAUUCAAGAAGGAGAAUCUGGAUUUUGAACUUCCUUUGUAUGAUUCUUCAAAGGGUGCUGUAGUGGACCUUGCUGUUGUGGGAGGAGGUCCUGCAGGGCUUGCUGUUGCACAGCAGGUUUCUGAGGCAGGGCUUUCAGUUUGUGCCAUUGAUCCAAACCCCAGGCUGAUUUGGCCCAAUAAUUAUGGGGUUUGGGUGGAUGAGUUUGAGGCCAUGGAUUUGCUUGAUUGCCUUGACACUACUUGGUCCGGCGCGGUCGUCUUCAUUGACGACAAAACAAAGAAGGAUCUAGACAGGCCUUAUGGUAGGGUCAACAGGAAGCUGCUGAAGUCCAAGAUGCUGCAGAAAUGCAUAUCAAAUGGCGUCAAGUUUCACCAAGCAAAAGUUAUCAAGGUUAUUCACGAGGAGACCAAAUCUUUGCUGAUUUGUAAUGAUGGUGUCACUAUUCAGGCCACUGUGGUUCUUGAUGCAACUGGCUUUUCAAGAUGCCUUGUUCAGUAUGAUAAACUGUAUAAUCCGGGGUACCAGGUUGCUUAUGGGAUUUUGGCCGAGGUUGAUGAACACCCGUUUGAUGUAGAUAAAAUGCUUUUCAUGGAUUGGAGAGAUUCUCAUCUGAACAAUGACAUGGAGCUGAAGCAGAGAAAUUGUAGGAUACCCACCUUUUUGUAUGCCAUGCCCUUUUCAUCCACCAAGAUAUUUCUUGAAGAAACUUCUCUUGUGGCACGCCCUGGGUUACGAAUGGAUGAUAUACAAGAAAGAAUGGUUGCAAGGUUGAAACACUUGGGUAUUAGAGUGAAAAGCAUCGAAGAAGAUGAGCAGUGUGUCAUUCCCAUGGGUGGCCCCCUCCCAGUACUUCCCCAAAGAGUUGUAGGCAUUGGCGGUACCGCAGGAAUGGUGCAUCCUUCGACAGGGUAUAUGGUAGCAAGGACCCUGGCUGCAGCUCCUAUUGUUGCUAAUUCUAUUGUUCAGUGCCUUGGUUCUGAUAGAGGUUUUUCAGGAGGCGAAACAUCUGCACAAGUGUGGAAAGAUUUGUGGCCUAUCCAAAGGAGGCGACAAAGGGAGUUCUUCUGUUUUGGUAUGGACAUCUUACUCAAGCUGGACUUACCAGGUACAAGGAGAUUUUUUGAUGCAUUUUUUGAUCUGGAACCUCAUUACUGGCAUGGAUUCUUAUCAUCAAGACUGUUUCUUCCCGAGCUCAUAUUUUUUGGACUCUCUCUAUUUUCUUAUGCUUCUAAUACAUCUAGGAUAGAGAUUAUGGCAAAGGGAACUCUUCCUUUGGUAAACAUGAUCAACAACUUGGUAAAAGAUACAGAAUAAGACGACUUCCUUCUAUUCUGUUGUGUAUGCUACAUAUGGUUUGUGCUUCAACAUGUAGUUUCCUACUCAUCUUAUAGAUUUCUGAUAAUGUAUAAUUGUGUAUAUUUAUUUACUCUUUGCUCACCGUAAUUCACUUUGGAGAAAAAGUUCCCAAACUUACUCUAUUUUAAGCC
Messenger RNA from Glycine soja, 2033 nucleotides. RefSeq names its product lycopene beta cyclase, chloroplastic-like. Gene Ontology annotation, biological process: carotenoid biosynthetic process. The record is from RefSeq and is a predicted model, not a curated record. The coding region runs from base 337 to 1860 and encodes 507 amino acids. Gene Ontology annotation, molecular function: oxidoreductase activity, acting on paired donors, with incorporation or reduction of molecular oxygen. The transcript has a single exon. Lineage: Eukaryota; Viridiplantae; Streptophyta; Magnoliopsida; Fabales; Fabaceae.